Messenger RNA from Pseudoliparis swirei, 514 nucleotides. Its product is annotated as nuclear factor NF-kappa-B p100 subunit-like. The transcript is spliced from 3 exons. Lineage: Eukaryota; Metazoa; Chordata; Actinopteri; Perciformes; Liparidae. The record is from RefSeq and is a predicted model, not a curated record. Gene Ontology annotation, biological process: non-canonical NF-kappaB signal transduction; innate immune response; canonical NF-kappaB signal transduction. Gene Ontology annotation, cellular component: cytoplasm. Gene Ontology annotation, molecular function: RNA polymerase II cis-regulatory region sequence-specific DNA binding; DNA-binding transcription factor activity, RNA polymerase II-specific. Bases 238 to 486 code for a protein of 82 amino acids.
UAUAGUACAAGUACAUUUCAAGUGUUGAGAUUUAAAAUAAUAUAAACAGAUUCUAUUUCUGUUUGUUGUGACCUCGUCACACAACACAACAACAACACAACAGCAAUACUGCGGCCCACCAGCAGGGUGCUGUUGAGCUCACCGAGGCAAAGAGAUUUAAAGACGACACGGAGAAGCUGAUCAAUCACUUCCUGUUGUUGUGUUGUCACUCAUGUUGUUGUUGUUGUCCAGCUGCAGAUGAACAUGAUGCAGUACGACUACAUCCCCCCCGUGGACAUCAAGACGGAGCCCUACACCCCUGAGACCGCUCACGGUCCCUACAUCCAGAUCAUCGAGGAGCCCAAACAGAGGGGCUUCAGGUUCCGGUAUGAGUGCGAGGGCCCGUCCCAUGGGGGGCUCCCAGGGGCCUCGAGCGAGAAGAACCGGAGGACCUACCCGACCGUGAAGGUACCUUCAGAACCAUCCUGUAGUCCCAGUGUGUACUAGUACCUCUCAGUAGUACCAGUGUGUACUA